Messenger RNA from Musca domestica (house fly), 1745 nucleotides. RefSeq lists its product as uncharacterized. The transcript has 2 exons. Bases 213 to 1106 code for a protein of 297 amino acids. NCBI's taxonomy places the organism in Eukaryota, Metazoa, Arthropoda, Insecta, Diptera, Muscidae. The record is from RefSeq and is a predicted model, not a curated record.
UUUAGUUUAAUACACAUCCAACAUCGCAACGUAAAGACGCGAAACUUUCAAUUUUCCAACCCCCUCUAUUUAAGGCUCUUUGCUUAUAUCCAAAAUCGCUGAAGAGUGAGAGAAGUGCAGAUCACAGAUUAACAAGGAUUACCAGAAAGUUAAAUCUGUGCGAGAACAAUAUCCGAAGGAAAUCAAGAACGUUCUUAAAACAAUCGAUCGGAAUGAAAGCCUUUAUUUUAAUGUCAUGCUUGGCCUUGGCUGCCGCUAGACCCGAAGCCGGAUACGCUUACAAUAGACCCGGUGGUAGCGGUGGUGGUGGCGGUGGUUUCGGUGGCAGUGGAGGUUUCGGUGGUGGCAGUGGAGGAUUUGGUGGCGGCAGUGGUGGCUUCGGAGGCGGCAGUUCCGGUGGAUUCGGUGGUGGUGGCUUCGGAGGUGGUGGAAGCGGCGGAUUUGGUGGUGGUGCUGGAGGUGGUGGAUUUGGUGGCGGCGCAGGUGGUGGAUUCGGUGGUGGAUCCGGCGGUGGUUUCGGUGGUGGCGGUUCAAUUGGUGGAUUCGGCGGUGGAGGCGGUGCUGGUACAACUUUGGUACAAAAGCACGUCUAUGUCCAUGUUGCUCCUGAGGAACCCGAAGAAUCUCGUCCACGUCCUAAUAUCCCAGUUGGACAAGCCCAGAAACACUACAAGAUCAUUUUCAUUAAGGCACCAUCCGCUCCAUCGUACCAAGCUCCCGUUAUUCCUGUGCAACCACAAAACGAAGAAAAGACUUUGGUUUAUGUGUUGGUCAAGAAACCAGAAGAUCAACAGGACAUUGUCAUUCCUACACCAGCUCCAACUCAGCCAUCCAAACCCGAAGUAUACUUCAUCAAAUACAAGACCCAGAAAGAAGGCGGUGGUGGUGGUGCCAUCGGUGGUGGAGCUGGUGGUAUUGGCGGCGGCAUCGGUGGUAUUGGUGGUGGAGCUGGAGGAAUUGGUGGCGGCAUUGGCGGAGGCAGUGGUGGUAUUGGUGGUGGACUUGGCGGCGGCAGUGGCGGCAUUGGAGGUGGUAUUGGCGGCGGUAGCGGUGGUGGUGCUCCUUCAACUAAUUACGGCCCACCCGGCAAAUCUGGCCCUUAUUAAGUUCACAAAAUCCCUAACCAAACUGGAUUAUAUUUUGCCAAUCACAUGACCGCUGACAUUUGACGCAACAGAAAUUUAUUUAAAUCCCAAUGUCCACUAGUCUUUACAGUUGAACAUUUUUUCUGAUUUUUUGAGAUACGACUGCCAAACCAAAACUGGGACAAAUGACAAUGACUUUUAAAAGAAUUAUUCUCUGUUUAGAGAAUGUUGUAUUUCUCUCAAAGAUAUGAUUCACAUCUUUAAGGGAAGUACAAAACUAACUUUUGCUGUAACAAUUUACAUGCAAACACACACGCACACACAUGAAAAGAACGAUCUGUGGUUAUACUUCUCUUACCUACUUUUGUAUAUAAGCCAUAUUUCCCUAAAAAGUCUAGCUCUCUGGCCUUAUUCUAUCACUGUCUACCUUCCUCGUUCUACUUUGUAUAUAAGUCUCUGCAAACUAUCUUGAACUAUUAUCUAUCUAUCUUGUAACUCUCAUUAUUAGUUUAAGUACGUCCAUUUUGGAGAUUAACAACUGAUCUUUAAACUGAAAUCUCCAAAUGGAUUUGUUAUGUUUAAACUGUUUAUUGUUUAAUUUUGUAUAAUUUGUUAAGAAGUUUUAAAAUGCAUAAUAAAAAAUUACGGUGACAAAAUUAA